AUGGCAGAGUACGCCGACAGUCCAGUGCACGAUGUGCCGGCGCGAUUGGCUGGCAAGAACUUUCCAACGCCUCACAUUGACCUCAAGACGUACGAAAAGGAUCACGCAGCUUCCAUUCAAAAUCCAGACGCAUUCUGGAGCAAGGUGAGCUGCGCAGCGAUACAUAAUUCACUGGCACGGCACACUAAAGCGACGUCAAGUUGGAGUGCUGGGCUGGGCUCGAAUGCCGGCAGCUGCGGCGUGGUUCUGCCUCCUGAAUGCGGGCUUGAGGCAGCGCCAAGCGCGCUGACAGACAAUGUGGCGAUCUUGCCAUAAUGCUCGAACAAGUGCCCAACGCCAUUCACGAUUGACUGCUGCCUCCCUGCUGCGCGAGCUGGCAUAGCCUGCGUCGAUCUCUGCCAAGCAUGCGGCCAGCUAAGACUGCGUCAUGAUGCCAAGCCGCCUAUAUGCUAUCUUCCCUGGCACCUCGCGGCGAAGCAUUUGCGUACAACUCUCUUCCUGACACGACUCAGCUUGGACGUGCCUUGCCUGACACUAUCUUUCCCCUCUUCCUCCCCGCUUGCUCGCAGCUGGCUAACGAGACGAUCAGCUGGGAUGAGCCCUUCAAGACGGUCCGCGCCGGCGGCUUUGAGAAUGGAGAUAUGGCGUGGUUCCCAGAAGGCAAAUUGAACGCCUCUUACAAUUGUGUUGAUCGCUGGGCUUUCAGCAAUCCAGACAAGGUGAGCACUUUCUGCAUCGCGGACCACUCUCGGAUACAGGCAGCGCAACUUUGCUGAUUAGCCUGCACACGAACCUCUCCCGCUACACUCAGGCGGCCAUCAUCUACGAAGCCGAUGAGCCAGGUCAGGCAAGAAUCAUCACUUACAAAGAGCUCUUGGCUCAAGUCAGCCAGCUGGCCAAUGCACUCAAGAAGCGCGGAGUCAAAAAGGGAGACACCGUCAUCGUCUACCUGCCCAUGAUCCCCGAGGCUGUCGUUGCUCUGCUCGCUACGGCCCGUCUGGGCGCUGUGCACUCUGUAGUAUUUGCCGGUUUCUCUGCCGACUCUCUCAGAGAUCGCACUGUAGACUGCGAAGCUCGAGUGGUGAUCACGACCGACGAAGGCAAGCGCGGAGGUCGCACCAUAGCAACAAAGAGCAUCGUGGACGCUGCUCUCAAGGAGUGCCCUAAAGUGGAGCACUGCAUUGUUGUGCAACGUACCGGAAACAAGGAUGUGGGCAUGACCGAGGGUAGAGAUGAGUGGUACCACGACAUCACCAAGCGCGAAAGACCUUACUGCCCACCUACGAGCGUCUCUUCCGAAGACCCACUGUUCAUCCUCUACACCUCGGGAUCCACCGGCAAGCCGAAGGGUGUUGUUCACACCACUGCUGGUUACUUGCUUGGCACAGCCCUCACAGUCAAGCAUGUCUUCGACGUGCAUGAAAACGAUCGUUUCGCGUGCAUGGCCGACGUGGGGUGGAUCACUGGUCACAGCUACAUCGUUUACGGCCCACUCAUGAACGGCGUGACUACGCUGGUCUUCGAGUCUACACCAGUCUAUCCGACCGCGAGCCGGUACUGGGAGGUCGUGGCUCAGCACAAGCUGACUCAAUUCUACACGGCGCCCACCUCUAUUCGCCUGCUGCGAAGAAUGGGCGAAGAUUUCGUAAAGGGACACGAUCUCUCCACCCUGCGCACCCUAGGAUCAGUGGGAGAGCCGAUCAACCCAGAAGCUUGGAAUUGGUACAAUGAGAAUGUCGGAAAGGGAGAGUGUGCCAUUGUGGACACUUAUUGGCAGACCGAGACUGGUAGCAUCAUGAUCACCCCGCUACCGGGUGCCAUCAAGACCAAGCCGGGAAGCGCCACGAGACCGUUCUGGGGGGUUGAACCGGUGCUGCUGGAUCCUACGAGCGGAGAGGAGCUGAAGGGCAACGAGGUGGAGGGUGUUCUCGCCUUCCGCCAGCCUUGGCCCGCCCAAGCUCGUACCAUCUUCAAUGACCACGAUCGCUUCCUGGACACCUAUCUCCGACCUUACAAGGGCUUCUACUUUACCGGUGAUGGAGCUGCGAGAGACAAGGAUGGAUACAUUUGGAUCAAGGGACGUGUGGACGACGUCAUCAAUGUGUCGGGUCACAGACUGAGCACAGCCGAGAUCGAGAGCGCCUUGAUCCAACAUCCAGGAGUCGCAGAGACUGCAGUCGUGGGCAUUCCGGACGAGAUGACGGGUCAAACUAUCUGCGCUUACGUCACGUUGAAGCCCAACUUCUCCUUUGACAAUGAAGAGGCUCUCUCCAAGGAGCUCGUCGUUCAAGUCAGGCGCAACAUUGGUCCCUUUGCGGCACCAAAAAAGAUCGUCAUCCUCACCGAAGGCGUCGACCUGCCCAAGACGCGCUCAGGCAAGAUUAUGCGCCGCAUCCUUAGGAAAAUCGCUUCGGGAGAAGGCGACCAACUGGGCGACCUCAGCAGUCUCAACGAUCCAUCGGUGCCGGAGAAGAUCAAGGCUAAAUUUGCUCAGAAGUAG
This is a messenger RNA of Ceraceosorus bombacis, 2500 nucleotides long. The record is from the annotation of a GenBank genome assembly. NCBI's taxonomy places the organism in Eukaryota, Fungi, Basidiomycota, Exobasidiomycetes, Ceraceosorales, Ceraceosoraceae.